Messenger RNA from Megalops cyprinoides (Indo-Pacific tarpon), 2130 nucleotides. It is a transcript of the gene p2ry10, whose product is annotated as P2Y receptor family member 10. Gene Ontology annotation, biological process: positive regulation of Rho protein signal transduction; phospholipase C-activating G protein-coupled receptor signaling pathway. The coding region runs from base 247 to 1263 and encodes 338 amino acids. NCBI's taxonomy places the organism in Eukaryota, Metazoa, Chordata, Actinopteri, Elopiformes, Megalopidae. The transcript is spliced from 3 exons. Gene Ontology annotation, molecular function: G protein-coupled receptor activity. Gene Ontology annotation, cellular component: membrane. The record is from RefSeq and is a predicted model, not a curated record.
GCGCAAGAAAAACAUUGCGGCAAACAGUGGGGGAGCGCGUAGAGCAUGUGAGAUUCAGAUAGCGGGUAACUUCCUCCUCACACGCUCAAACUACUGAGGCAAUUGUCUUGGCUGAAAAAGCAACUGCGACAAGCAAAGAGCAGCAGGGCCAGAAAGCACAGCCACGUCUGGACGGGAUUUCGCCAGUCUCCACAACGUUCGAACAGACAAUUUCUGGAGAGCCACAAUAAAUGAGGCAGGAUCAGGAUGGGCUCCCAGAAUGCAUUCUGCCCAGGAGGAAACUCUACCAUCUGCAACUGUUCCUAUAACAUGACCUCAUGGGAGCAAACCAUGGACCAUCUCUACACCUACUUCUACCUGAUCAUCUUCAUCCCUGGGUUGCUGGGCAACAGCCUGGCACUGUGGGUACUAUGUCGCUUCAUCAGCAGAAAGAAGACCAAAGCUAUCAUCUUCAUGAUCAACCUGGCGAUCGCUGACCUGGCUCACAUCCUGUCCCUGCCCCUCCGCAUCUACUACUACUUCAACCACACCUGGCCCUUCGGCAAGGGGCUGUGCAUGCUCUGCUUCUACCUGAAGUACCUCAACAUGUACGCCAGCAUCGCCUUCCUGGUGUGCAUUAGCAUCCAACGCUGCGUCUUCCUCAUGCACCCCUUCUGUGCCAAGAAGUGGAAGCGGCGCUACGACGUGCGCAUCAGCAUCGCCCUAUGGCUCGUGGUGGGCUUCUUCUGCUCCCCCUUCAUCAUCAUGAGGUCCAACUCCUCCUCCAACGCCAACGGCAGUGGCUGCUUCAAGGACCUGCCCACCCGCAAGCUGAGCCCACACCUGGUGGCGCCUAUGGUGGCCUUCGGCGAGCUCCUGGGCUUUGUGAUCCCACUGACCAUCAUCAUCUUCUGCUCCUAUAGCAUCACCCGGUCCCUGAGGCAGGACUUCCCCGGCCAGCAGACGGUCAGCGACAAGCACAAGGCCCUGCGCUUGGUGCUCGUGUGCACGGGGGUCUUCCUCUUCUGCUUCGCCCCCUACCACAUCAACUUCCUGUUCUACAUGAUGGCCACCCAGGACAUCAUCACGAGCUGCCCCCUGCAGCUGGUGGUCAUGCACUUCCACCCCAUCUCCCUCUGCAUCGCCAGCCUCAACUGCUGCCUCAACCCCCUCAUCUACUACUUCCUGACCACCGAGUUCCGUCAGCAGCUGUCCCGCCAUGGGAGCUCCGUGCUGAGGGGUCGUCUGAUGAGCCUGGAGAGCAGCUCCUCAAUCAGGGAGUAGUGGGGCAGAAGAAAGGGGCACACGCGUGGUACACGUACAGUCUGCUUGGCUUUACGGUGGUGUAAAGACUGGAGAAAUAGACUGCCGUGUCUGUGCCAGUGCUAAUGCUAAUGCUAAGUAUUUCUGAACUGCUGAAACGCCAUUGGAGUGUUGAGACUAAUGAGCCUGGCCGUACUGAGAAGUGACUCUCCUGUUCCCAUGCCUGUGAAAUACCUGAAGGCAUGAGACACAAGGGCAGUUCUAGCAGGUUACACAUGCCAAAACAUCCCACAUAGAGGAAAACAGCAAUAUGAGGCCAUAAAUAUGAUGCUUUCUAUAUUUCAGUUUUGGGUAUGACCUAGCAACCCAAUCGAUCUGCCCUUAAAGGACAGUUUAAUCAAUUUCAAAGUGCUUAUCUGCUUUUCUAUUGUAGGUUAUAUUGACUUUGAGCUGAAUAAUCUUGGCCAAGUAUUGUGAAUCCCAAAGACUUUAAGACGGUCUCUAAAAAUGGUGUUUCAUUGUUGUUCCUGUGUCAGAGAAACUUUUUUGAAUAAAAAUGCUUUACGCUUUUAAAGCUAAAAUUUUAAGUCUUUGACAGGGAUAUUCACAAAAUACUCAUUUUGAACAAAAUGCACAAUAGUGAAAAAGGUUAUGAAUACAAGUCAUGGCCAAUCCUCAAGCUAUUUUUUUAUUUUUGGAUGGAUACUGUCAGGUGAUGAGCCAAGCUUUAUUCCCUAACUUUUUAGCCCUUGGGGCAAGGGGUUUGCCUGCAAAAUCUGUUCUCUCUUUUCCCGGUCAAAUGUGAUAGAUGGGGAGAGAGGCUAUCAAAAGCUAGCUGAACUUACAGAUGUGUUCUUAACACACUAAUUUUUCAAUAAAAGCUGAAAU